Ctenopharyngodon idella (grass carp) is the source of this 1260-nucleotide messenger RNA. Its product is annotated as fish-egg lectin-like. The record is from RefSeq and is a predicted model, not a curated record. The transcript has 6 exons. Lineage: Eukaryota; Metazoa; Chordata; Actinopteri; Cypriniformes; Xenocyprididae. The coding region runs from base 207 to 1100 and encodes 297 amino acids.
UAGUUUUUGCACGUGACGCCAAUUUCCCGCCUUUGGAUGGCGAUUUUCAGUCCCUCCGUGGAAAUCAAGUGAAAGGUGUCUCGAGAUGGGUCAACUCCGAAGGACCUGUCAUCGAGUUUAAAGUAAGACAACAUGCAGACAACACUGCCGUGCGAUGGUUACGGGGUUUGGCUCGCGCUGAUAGUCCGCGAGAGGGACGGGCAGGAAUGACAACUUUCCUAUCUCUGCACGAGAGUGGCCAUUCGCAGCCUUCAACAGCAUCUCGCUUCGUGACGAUGCGGCAGACUUGCGGAGAGAUUGUAAAUCCCUGGAAAGGACAAGACAAAAACAGCACAAUGAAAGCCUUUCAGUGCAUCCUGCUACUCUUCAGCUGCCAGUUUCUUUAUACUCUAGCUUUAGAGUGUGAAGUGAUUCCUGGUAACCUGAAGCAGAUCGACGCUGGAUUAGGCUUAGUGGGUGGAGUCAAUAAUGACAGUGAAGUCUUCCUAUUUCUGGGAAACAGUUUUGUAAAAAUAAGUGGAUCACUGAAGCAUUUUACUGUUGGACCUGCUGGAGAGUUUGGAGUGAGUCCAGCAAACAUCCUCUUCAAGUUUCAGAGCGGAAGCUUCAGGCAGAUUCAAGGAAGUUUCAAACAGGUGGAUGCUGGAAGUGAGAUUGUUGCAGGUGUUAAUCCAAUAGAUGAUGUCUCCUGCAUUAAUAGGGAUACUAAUAACAAUGGACCCCCUGCAAAUUUAGUUUGGACACAACUCACAGGAAGGCUGAAGUACUACAGCUGUGGCCCGUACAGCUGUUGGGGAGUGAACUUUACAGAUAAUGUCUUCCUCAAAAAGAAUGUGACGGGUUCUGCCUGUGGAGGGUCAAGUUUUUCGGAUAUUAUUAAUGGAACUCUGUCUAUGGUCGAAGUAGCAACUGAUGGGAGUGUCUAUGGUGUCAACUUUCAGGGGUCUUUGUUGCAAAGACUCGGAGUCUCUCCAUCAAAUCCUGCUGGCACAGGAUGGCAAGGGAUUGUUGUCUGUCCCAACAGCCACAAACAUGUGACCUACGAUCUGGGGAGGCUGUGGGUCAUCUGUGGUGAUGGAUCCAUCAGAAGAUGUACUUGAUGAAGAUGUCCAUCAUGCAUCUCAGAGGAACCCAAUGAUCAUUAAACUCAGAAAACUGAAAAUAAAGCUUGUUUUUACUAUUUUUCUUUUCUUUGCUGUUUAGUCAAUGAAAGUUGAGUUUUGUUUUUUUGCUUAUUGAAGUUAGAUGUAUAAAGUUUUG